Acanthaster planci (crown-of-thorns starfish) is the source of this 3043-nucleotide messenger RNA. RefSeq lists its product as uncharacterized. Gene Ontology annotation, molecular function: catalytic activity; iron-sulfur cluster binding. The record is from RefSeq and is a predicted model, not a curated record. NCBI's taxonomy places the organism in Eukaryota, Metazoa, Echinodermata, Asteroidea, Valvatida, Acanthasteridae.
UACCAUCCCGCUUUGUUGACGUUCACUCAAUUCAGCACCAGUGAACCAUGUCUGUUUUUAUCAGAAUUGGGUAUUUUCUCAAUCAGAUUUCCCCAUGCACGUCAAGUAACAAUAUUCCCGUCAAUCUCGUCUGUCGGGCCUUUCGUUCAAGUUUUCCUCAAAACACUGCAGACGGAAAGCAAAAUUUAGGGACUAACACGACUGCUCGACCUCCUCCACAGGUGGAACUUCCGGAUUACAACACGAGUGUCAACGUGCACGAGCAUCGACUGAAGAGACCUGAAAAGCCACCGCCCUUGAGAAAGAAAUGGGUAGGGCUGGACGAACUAAAGCAGCGAACAAAGGGAUCGCUCAUUCCGGAGACACUCAAAGAAAUGGAGCAGAAUGAGGACUUCCAAAUCACGGCAGCCAACCUGCGCAAAAUGGGACAAGCAAAACUCACUAGGGAGGAGCGCAAGAAGCGACAGAGGGCGCUAGACAACCUGGGUGUUCCCAACUUCCGAGAGUUCAUUACAAAGUGGAGCAAGCAGCCAGGCCACGAACAGCUAAUGAAGCAACUUAAGAAGGUGGAGAUUGGAGUCCUGCAGCUGAACAUUGGGCUGUACUGCAACCAGGCCUGCAAUCACUGUCACGUCGAGUCCUCCCCAAAGAGGACGGAGACGAUGACCAGGCAGACGGCAGAAAGGUGCCUGGAGAUUUUGAAGAACAGUCCCACGGUUCACACCCUGGAUCUUACAGGUGGAGCACCGGAACUUGCCGGGGAGUUCAAGUUCCUAGCUCGGGGAGGUCGUGACCUUGGACGAGAGGUCAUCGACCGCUGCAACCUCACAGCACUGCUGGAGCCCGGGCAGGAGGACACUGCAGAGUUCCUGGCCAAGAAUAAGAUCACUGUCAUAGCCUCCUUGCCCUGCUACAGUGCCAAAAACGUGAACACCCAGCGAGGCAGCGGCGUGUUUGACAAGAGCAUCCAGGCCUUGCUGCUGUUGAAUCAAUUGGGCUAUGGGAAGCCAGACAGAGGGCUACGACUGGAUUUGGUUUAUAAUCCCCUGGGUGGCUUUCUGCCUCCGUCCCAAUCAGAGCUGGAGGCAAAGUACAAGGAGGAAUUGUGGGACACCUUUGGAAUUGAGUUCAAUAGCUUGUACACUAUCACCAACAUGCCCAUCAAGAGGUUUGCUGACUUCUUGUACCGACGAAACGAGCUUGAGGAUUACAUGCAGUUGCUGGUCAGGAACUUUAACCCUGCGUCAGUGGAGGGCCUCAUGUGCCGCAAUCACCUCAAUGUGAACUGGGAUGGGCGGCUCUUCGACUGCGACUUCAACCAGCAACUGGACAUGGGCAUGCGUAGGGUGAACAGCAAAAUGGAGGCUGCCCACGAUAUGUCUGAGCGUUCCUCAUCGGCCCCCUCAGUCUGGGAUAUUGAGUCAACGGACGACCUCGUCGGUCUGCGCAUUGUCACGGACAACCACUGCUUUGGCUGUACAUCGGGUAUGGGCUCCAGUUGCCAGGGGACCACUGCUUGAUCAACUUGUGCACUACCUACCGAGGGCGCCAUUGCAUCAUUCAGUGAAACAGUUCCCUCAUGGUGGGGUUAAGAGUUUUAUGAUAUCAUACUCUCUGUGCACAACCGAACAGAUGAGAAAGCCUUUGACUGCGAGCAUACUUAAUCUAAAUGUGCAAGACCAUUUGAGGGCACUGUUUCAGUCAGCUGGUGGAUUGAUUUUUUUCUCAUUUUCAGAGUUACGGGCCAUGUUGGGUAUCCUUAUUAGUGAUUAAAAAUUGUUGUUUUUCUGAUAAUUAUUAAAUGUCAGGUUUGUUUUUUUUUACUCAUGUACAUGUAUAUGUAUAUUUGCACCUAAACAUGUAUAUUUUUUAUCUCACAAGUGGAUGUGGGGAGACAAGUCUUUUGACCACAGUGAUUUUAUUACUUAUGUCUUUCCUAUGCCCAUCCCUUUGUGAUGUUCAUUGUUGGCAUGAAUAAAAUAAUAAUAAUAAAAAUAAUAAUGUGACAGUAACUCUGCUCACUGUAGCUGUGGGCGUGGACUUUGGUAGCAAAUAUAUCAGUUCAAUGCACUGUGCCUGUUGAUGAUGAGUAACGUUUGAGUCCAAGCAUUCAUGGAAUAAGCAGAAAUCCUUACUUAGCCGAUUUUCUGCACCAUUUGAUGAGGUUGGCUCUUAAGUCCAGGUACAUGUACUAAUGCAAAUGUUUCUCAUUUCAACAAGUAUAGAUAGCCAGUUUCCAUGGAGCUGUAUGUGAAAGACAGGGUUUUGAUGGUACGCACAGGGACAUUCGUUAAAGUGCCAGUUAAGUUUAUCAGAAAUUAUAUUUAAAAAAGUAUUCCAUAGAAAAUCAUGAAAGAGGUAUGUACUCAUCAGAAUUUCCUGUUGUCAGCAUUCCUUUCCGAUUGAUUUCUGUUUAUAUGUCAGUUUAUAUCACGUCAUCGUUCAGUUAAGAGGUAUUCAGACAUGCUCUAAAAGUUAAAAAUAACGAUUUGAUAAACACAUUUUAAACAGGAUAUUUACAUACUAGAUUAUUGAUCAUAUGCUUAAUCUCAAAUCUACAUGAACCAAAAUUACAAAUCAAAAAAGCAAAGAAAUGUAUGCAAGCAUUUAGUUACUGGUAGAGUUCAAUUUUCUUGCCAAUUUUUUUUUUAAUUUUUGCCAUCAUUGAUAUGAAUGAAUACACAUUUUUCAUUGAAAUAUCUGAAUUCAAAAUGUAGAAUUUCCUUUAAGCAGCAUUUGUUUCGCUCAUUUUGUAUGUGUUUAUAAUUUAUAAUGUGUGAUUUCUUUGAUAUGUAUUUACAAGUUAAGUGAUGGGUUCUUUUGAGUUUAUAUACAACUACGACACUUUGUUUCAUUUUUAGUUAUAAUUUUCUGAAUUUUUGAUUGAUCGUGUGCUGGUCGUUUUAUAUUAAUUUUAUUUACUAUUUUUACAAACAGGCUCUCCUGGAGAAAGAGCAACAUUAAUGUAAUUAUUAUUGUUAUUCUUAUUAUAUACAUGUAUCUGUUUAUAUUGCAUUUUCUAUAUUUCCAAAUAGGUCACUUG